This is a messenger RNA of Didymodactylos carnosus, 1233 nucleotides long. Lineage: Eukaryota; Metazoa; Rotifera; Eurotatoria; Philodinida; Philodinidae. The record is from the annotation of a GenBank genome assembly.
AUGGAAGGUAAAAGUCUUGAUGAAUGGCAUGAUGCCUCAGCUGACCACUCAAAAUUACAGCAACAAAUGUCUGUGGAUUCAGAGGUAUCAUCAGCAACACAAGACACGCAAAAACAAUCUACCUCGAAAAAGAAUUCGGAUCCAGCUUCCUCUUCAUCUUCAAGCUCUGCUAGUCCCAAUAAAACCGACCAAGAGUUAGAUGAACAGCAUAAACAAUCUGGUAGUAAACGUACAAUGGAGUUCAGUAGUAAAAUAAAUAUAAAUGUCGAUCUAAAUUGUGGACCAGCGCCGCUGUGUUAUGAAGAAAAAGCCAUUAAAGAACGAGAACAGUGUGAUUAUACGAUUAAAAUAACAAAAGAAAUGGCAGACCAAAAUACAGCACCAAGAAAGAUAAGAAUUUAUGCAGAUGGCAUUUAUGAUUUAUUUCAUGCUGGUCAUGCUCGUCAAUUAAUGCAAGCUAAAAAUGUAUUUCCAAAUGUUUAUUUGUUAGUUGGUGUUUGUAACGAUACAUUAACAAAUGCAAAAAAAGGAAAAACAGUUAUGAAUGAAGCAGAGCGAUAUGAGAGUGUAAGACACUGUCGAUAUGUCGAUGAAAUUGUGACCGACGCACCAUGGGUAUUAGAUGAUGAGUUUCUAACACAAAACAAAAUUGAUUUUGUUGCUCAUGAUGAAAUUCCCUAUGGAGCAGAUGGACACGAUGAUAUUUAUCAACAUAUUAAAGCACGUGGAAUGUUUGUUGUUACUCAACGUACAGACGGUGUUUCAACAAGUGAUAUUAUUUGUCGGUUGGUUCGUGAUUACGAUAUGUAUGUCAGACGAAAUUUGGCACGUGGUUAUACAGCACAUGAUUUAAAUGUCGGAUUUUUAAAAGGAAAAUCGAUUCAAUUUCAAAAUAAAAUGGAUACAGUGAAAUCAAAGAUUCGAACAUAUGAAGAAGAAAGUAAAACAUUUAUGGAACGAUGGGAAGAUAAAUCAAAAGAAUAUAUUCAUAGUUUUUUAUCGUUAUUUGAACGAACAAGAUUGGCUCUUCAACGUACACGUUCACCAGGAAUGUUGACGGGAGGUGAUAGACAUGAAUUAGGAAGUGGAAGUGAUGAAGAUAUCGAUGAUUAUCAAGACGAUGGUGGAAACACUGGUGAGACACAUAUUGAAUAUAAAAAUGUUGAUGAAACACAUAAAAACAAUAAUAAUGACAAGAAAACAACAGGUGCUAACGUUGAUAGCAAUGACUAA